This is a messenger RNA of Brassica napus (rape), 2472 nucleotides long. RefSeq names its product NAD(P)H-quinone oxidoreductase subunit K, chloroplastic-like. Gene Ontology annotation, biological process: electron transport coupled proton transport; aerobic respiration. The coding region runs from base 1686 to 2459 and encodes 257 amino acids. The record is from RefSeq and is a predicted model, not a curated record. Lineage: Eukaryota; Viridiplantae; Streptophyta; Magnoliopsida; Brassicales; Brassicaceae. The transcript has a single exon. Gene Ontology annotation, molecular function: 4 iron, 4 sulfur cluster binding; quinone binding; NADH dehydrogenase (ubiquinone) activity.
UCAUAAACACAAGGGCUAUAGCUCAGUUAGGUAGAGCACCUCGUUUACACGUGCGCCAAAGUUUUUCAGAGGAGUCCAUCACGCAAUCAAACCAAUUGAUUGAUCUUAUUAAUAAAUCGAUGUCUUACUCCAUGACUUUUUUUUAGGAAAAAGAGGAGAACAAUAGCCUGACAUUAGGUCCUAUUAAAGUACCCCAUUUCGGUAGGGAAUUAAUAGAACCCAUCAUUGAUUUGAGAUAUUGAUAGGGUGAAUACCCAGUCUACUUAAUGCUAGGCAGAAUGAGUAUAAGGAACUCAAAAAUGAUCUUUUCGUCCUAUGAACCUUAAGGUGUAGCAAGUUUCAUAUUUGAUUUUUUAAUCAGGAUGUUAGAGACUAUAUUUAACUUAAGUUGAUCUAGACCAAAAGCAAACCUACGUCAAGAGAACCCUUCUUUGAAACACUUUGGUAGUUAUUCUGUAUUGUAUUAGAAUUAAAAAAUAAUCAAUCAGAGUACUUGGAACCAUUUCUUAUCUUUUUUUUUUUAAGAAAAAAUAUGGUAGACUAACUGAUCUUUCUAUCAGUUAAUGAAAGAGCCCAAUGCAAAAAAAAUGCAUGUUGGGUCUUUGAAAGAGUUCGAAUCAUUUUGAUAAUAAUAAGUUCGAGCUCUUUUACCGAGCAGGUCUACGGUUCGAAUCCGUAUAGCCCUAACUAAUAAAUUUAUUCUAAUAAAUGACAUUCAAAUCCAAAUAAUUGGAUAAUUUUUGACUUUUUAUUGUAUUCUUUAUUUCUAACUGGUUACUUUCAAUUUGUUGGUUCAUAAAAAAAACUCCCAGACCCUAAACCAUAAGUCCUGGGGGUCGUUCAGAAUAAAACGGAAAACCAAAUUUGAUUUCAUUUGAUUUCAGUGGAUCCAAUCACUAUCUAUAGAUAUAUCUAGAUAGAUACUUAUAAUUUAGAAUAAACGUUUUUUAUUCAUUCAUUUUCAUAGUCGUAAGUGGAUUUUUUGAUACGUCAUAAUUUUAAAAACGAAGAUAUUUUUAUCAAUUUGUUUUAUUUUUAAAUAAAACAUAAAGCAAAUUUAAGAAACAGAAAUAAAAAAAAUUACUAGUUAUUAAUCAUAUUAAUAUUAUAUUAUUAAUAUGAGAAACUAUUAGUAAUAGAAACAUGGAAAUAUUAAGUAAUAAGUGUACUGAAAAUAAGAUUACAAUCAAUAAAUCUUAAAAGGAGACGUCUACCACAGCAACCAAACGAAAAUAAAUGAUUCGAUUAACCUGAAUUUUUGUUUUGACGCAAGAGUUAUAUAUACCUUGCCCAAUCCACUCCGAUUGGAAUUGACUAAGCGGGUAUUUUUUCCACAUUCAUAGGAGUUCGUCUAUGUUUCUGCUUUACGAAUAUGAUAUUUUCUGGGCAUUUUUAAUAAUAUCAAGUGCUAUUCCUGUUUUGGCAUUUCUAAUUUCCGGGGUUUUAUCUCCAAUUACGAAGGGGCCGGAGAAACUUUCUAGUUAUGAAUCAGGUAUAGAACCGAUCGGGGAUGCUUGGUUACAAUUUAGAAUCCGUUAUUAUAUGUUUGCUCUAGUUUUUGUUGUUUUUGAUGUUGAAACCGUUUUUCUGUAUCCGUGGGCAAUGAGUUUCGAUGUACUAGGGGUAUCCGCUUUUAUAGAAGCUUUCAUUUUCGUGCUUAUCCUAAUUCUUGGUUUAGUUUAUGCAUGGCGAAAAGGAGCGUUGGAAUGGUCUUAGUUCGUUUCCUGAAUACUUGUACAAUAACAAUAAAAAAAAGUAAAAAAAAAACCAUUGAAACAAUUAUGAAUUCCAUUAAGUUUCCCGUACUUGAUCGAACAACAAAAAACUCAGUUAUUUCAACUACGUUAAAUGAUCUUUCAAAUUGGUCAAGACUUUCCAGCCUAUGGCCGCUUCUUUAUGGUACCAGUUGUUGUUUUAUUGAAUUUGCCUCAUUAAUAGGCUCCCGAUUUGACUUUGAUCGUUAUGGGCUAGUACCAAGAUCAAGUCCUAGACAGGCGGACCUUAUUUUAACAGCAGGUACAGUAACAAUGAAAAUGGCUCCUUCUUUAGUGAGAUUAUAUGAACAAAUGCCUGAACCAAAGUAUGUUAUUGCUAUGGGAGCGUGUACAAUUACAGGGGGGAUGUUCAGUACCGAUUCUUAUAGUACUGUUCGAGGGGUUGAUAAGCUAAUUCCUGUAGAUGUCUAUUUGCCGGGUUGUCCACCUAAACCAGAGGCUGUUAUAGACGCUAUAACAAAGCUUCGUAAGAAAAUAGCUAGAGAAAUCUAUAAGGAUCGAAUUAGACCUCAACGGGGUAAUCGGUGUUUUACUACCAAUCACAAGUUUUUUGUUGUACGCAGUACACAGACUGGAAAUUAUGAUCAAGAAUUACUCUAUCCACCAUCAUCUACUUCAGAGAUCUCUACUGAAACAUUUUUUAAAUACAAAAGCCCAGUAUCUUCCCACGAAUUAGUGAAUUAGGGAGGAUUUGAGA